This is a messenger RNA of Danio rerio (zebrafish), 3375 nucleotides long. Lineage: Eukaryota; Metazoa; Chordata; Actinopteri; Cypriniformes; Danionidae. The record is from RefSeq and is a predicted model, not a curated record.
UCUUAUGGGUUUUUUGACCUGAAACUUUACAGACACAUUUUGGAGGCACAAAAGACUUUUCUUGAAAUCUUGAAAAGGUGGCAAAAUAGGUGCCCUUUAAGACUAUUUUGGUAAACAACAUUUCAUCCUUGAAUAGCUUAUAUUUUGCAUUGUCUAUGCAACAAGAUACGAACAAAAACUACAAAUAAACGACAGAAGGGCAAAAGUUGAAUUUAACGUAGAGCUAAUUUCACAUUGUCGUUUUUAUUCCCGACACUCCUAUCGCUUUCAUUUACGAUUUAAAUGCGCCGUGGUAGUGAAUCUCCUUGAGUGUGUGUCUGUGGAGCCGCCAAUAGUGUAAACCGGAGAAGUGUGUGAGGUUUGUCAGGGGAGGGCGAGAGGAUGGCGAGAGGCGGAACAAACCGGUGUGUGUGCCCGGAUACACGCUGAAACGGCUCGCCCGCACUGCAGAUUAACCCUUCAGACGCCGGGGAUGCUCAACACUAAAGCACAAGUCCCUGCAUCCGCGUCCCUUUGUGUGUUUGUGGAUCUGUUUGGUCGUGUUGUAUGUUGUGAGGAGAUUUUCCCUCUGAUGUUGAAACACAACACCGGCUCUCUGCGAUCCUUGGUGUAAUCGAGUAAUCUGACAGGCAGAGAUAUAGCCUGAUGAUCCAGUGAUGGACAGCUCCUCGACUGAGGUCCGUCAACGUACUUGGCAAGCUAACGGGACAAACUGAUUGCAGCAAGAAUAUCGCCCAUACGGAGGUUUUUUGCAAAAGUGAAUUAUUUAAGACAACAAUUUAAGCAACAACAACAAUUCAUCUUUCUACCUCUGACAAGAUCAGCCAUCAACUCCGUUUGACCACAAAUCUCUCUGAAGAUCUCUUACAUUUAGCCCAUUAUAUUGCUGCAGGGACAAACCCUCAGCCAAUCCAGUGGCUGACGGGUUUGGGGGAGGAGGAGCUUGAAGUGUCAUCAGGAGAGUUGUGAAGUUGGUGGCGAGCAGCAGGCUGCUGGGGCCCGAAUGCAGAAUAUCCUCGAGCAGAACUUGGACAUGGCCACGGCUCUGCUUGCGGGUGAGAAGCUGAAGGAGUUGAUCAUGCCAGGAUCCACACAGGAUGAGAAAGGCGGGGUACUCGCGGGUCUCAUGGUGCAACUCAAACUAGAGCUGCCCUUUGACCGGGUCGUCACCAUUGGGACUGUCAUCAUCCCCAUACUGCUGGUCACAUUAGUUUUCACGCGGAACUUUGCAGAGGAAUCUAUAUAUUGUUACACCCCACACAACUUUACACGAGACCAGGCCCUUUAUGCCAGAGGCUACUGCUGGACAGAGCUGCGGGAUGCAGUGCCUGGAGUCGACCCUGAACUUCGUCCGUCAUUGUUCGAGCACAAGUUUCUACCCUAUGCUCUGCUGGCCUUCGCAGGCAUCAUGUACAUACCUGCUCUGGGAUGGGAGUUCAUGGCCUCCACUCGCCUCACCUCUGAGCUAAACUUUCUCCUUCAAGAGAUCGACAACUGCUACCACAGGGCGGCAGAGGGCAGGGCGCCCAAGAUCGAGAAGCAAAUCCAAUCCAAAGGGCCUGGAAUUACCGAGCGCGAGCGACGGGAGAUCAUUGAAAAUGCUGAGAAGGAGAAAAGUCCCGAGCAGAACCUGUUUGAGAAGUAUCUUGAGCGCCGAGGGCAGAGUAACUUUCUUGCUAAGCUAUACCUGGCGAGACAUUUAGCCAUUAUCUGCCUCAGCUCAAUACCUAUAACAUACCUGAGCGCCUACUAUGCCCGUCAGAGGCAGAAUGAGUUUACUUGUGCACUUGGCGGGCCGCCAGACACAAGUAGCAUUCCUGAACUGAGGCUGAAUGUGAACUGUAAGCUACCAGCCGUGCAACUCCAGCGCAUCAUGGCCGCGGUGGACAUUGCUUUGCUGUGCACCAUGAACCUCAUUAUCCUUUUGAACUUGCUGCAUUUGUUUGUAGUGCGCAAGUCCAAUUUUGUCUUUGACAAGCUACACAAAGUCGGCAUUAAAACACGCCGGCGCUGGCAGAAGUCACCGUUUUGUGACAUUAACAUUCUGGCCAUGUUCUGUAAUGAGAAUCGAGACCACAUUAAGUCUCUCAACAGACUGGAUUUUAUCACCAACGAGAGCGACCUCAUGUAUGAUAAUGUGGUGCGGCAGCUGCUGGCAGCGUUGGCUCAAUCAAACCACGAUGCCACUCCAACCGUGAGAGACUCUGGUAUCCAGACUAUUGACCCUAGUAUGGACCCUUCAGUGCUCGGUGUGGGAGAGCUGGGAGGAGAGCCCUCGGUAAUCAAAAGACCUCGCAAAAAGAUGAAGUGGAUCCCCACAUCUAACCCUUUGCCGCAGUCUUUUAAAGAACCCUUGACUCUAACAAGACUGGAAAAUAGCAUAAAGGCAGAGAAACCUAAACCAGUCCGAAGGAAGAAUGUAGCAGAUAGCAUUAUUGCUCCACUUCUGGACAGCAAGAGCACACAGUAUCCUCCUACUAGCAAAGAUACAUAUAAUACACAAAAGAAGCACUCUCUUAACCUCUCGCUGGAUGUUCAUCCCUACAUGCUGACUAUCCAGAAAGCUGAAACAGUCAACCCUGAGCCUCCCCCCGUGGAGCACUCUAUCAGUAGUGUGUAUAUUGAGGGCCCACAUACAGUUGUCCAUGUCUCAUCUACUCUUACUGAAAAGAAAGAGUCUCCUCCACUGUCCACCACCACUGCCUUCUCCACAGCCACUCUCCCUACAAACUCAUAUUUGAAUGGUGGGACGGCCAGCAUGCCUCCUCCUCUAGACUCCCCAAAAGUCAUAGGUCCUCUCAACCAGGAGACAGAGCCUGAGAGCCAGCCUGUGCCAUUUAGUCGAAACCCCUCACUCCCGCUGCUGAGCAUUCAUCAUACCUUAUAUGAAAAGGAUGAGGACGAUCAAAACAGAAGACUAGCCAGACCGGGCGAGCUGAUUGCUGCUGGAGAGUGUUAAAGGAAAAUGCAGAAACAGGCCUGCAUGCACACAAACACACAACAAUGCAAAAGCACUUAGAGCAUCAACUGAAGCACAAAGGAAUAUGCUGGUUUUUAGGAUCAUAUCUAUAUAGUUUGAUGUUAUGGGUAGAUCUCAGAUUAUUCCAUUUCUAAGAAUUGGGGAAGGCGAUGCUUAGCAUUAAAAAAUUCUUAAAGGUGCACUUUAUUUAGGUUCAAAUGAUCAAAUUAUUUUUAUUUUUAAUUGAAUAGUGUGAUAUAUGACAGUGUUAGAUUUAAUGUAUGCAGAUUUUGGUUACUGAUAUGACUCUUGAACUAUAUAUUGAAACUAGUUUCUGCCAUUAGAAAUAAAUCUUAUUCUUUUUCCGGUCACUUUAUUAGGUACACCUGUCCAACUGCUCGUUAACACAAAUUUCU